UGACAAAGCCAGAGUAGGGGGAAACCUAAAGGGAGAAAUAUCCGCAAGUACUUCAUAAACACGCUUUAAAAUACCGACCUACAUUUGCGUUAGAAAGAGAUUGAUGCGUAAUCUAGUAAGACGCUAAAUGACAAAGAGAUUUGUGGAGUGAGAGCAUAAAGUUUAGCUACCAGACUGCGCUGCUGGUUUUUAAACACAACUCCAGGUGCAUCACAGUAAUCCCCCUCCAAUCCCCGGAACCCUGUCGGUCCUGUGUGGUCAUGACGCAGUGCCGCUUCACCGCAAGUGCCCUUAUUCUACUGGUCGUCCUGUUAGGACUCACAAUAACCCUCCCACUGGCCACCUCCAUUCCAGUGGCAACCGAGUCACCAGGCCUCAGUGAGAGCUCUUCCCCUCCCCCUCCUGAGCUUAAGCUGCCCGAGGGAGAGAGAGACCAGAGGGAAGGGAGGGAGGGCGGACCUCCACGGAGAGAGAGAGCAGAGGGAAGGGCGGACGAGGACGAUGAGCUUUUCGGAAAUAUGGACCCCAAAAUGUUGGCUGCCGUUCUGCUGGAAGCAAUGAAUAAGCCGCACAUGGAGAGGAUGCCCGGAACUGUGGGGGAUGGGAGGAAGGAGGAGAGAGGAGAGGAAGAGAAUGGGGGAGAAGUACAAGAGGACGAGGAGACGAAGGGAGAGGAGGUGAGAGCUGCACUGGAUGAGGAAGGAGCGGACCGAGACAGGGAUGGUCGCGAGGAACUUGAGCUGGCGAUGGCAGCCGCUGCGGUGAAGGGAAAGGAGGAGCAAGAGAGGGAGGAGGAAGAGGAGAGGAAGAGAGCACAGGAGGAGGAGGACAGACUAACAGAGAAGGUGUCUAGUCGUACCACCAGCCAGAUGGUUCCUGUAAAGGAGAAACAACCUCCGGCAGAAGGAGCAGUGGAGGUGGGAGUCGGUAAGGAGGUGGGGGCCAGGGAGGAGGCACAAAAGGGACCUCCAAUUUCACAACAGACCCAGCAAGCAGAGGAAGAGGAGCAGCUUAGCCCAGAAGAAGUGCAGAACCUUCAAUCCAUGCUUGAAGAACUCCAAAACUACAAUACAGCCAAUAAGAGAGAGAGGGAUUCACAAGCUCAGGAACAGAGAGAUAGAGAGAGCAGGGGCUACAGCCAAGAUGAACCUAAAGCAAAGGGAUACCCACUAGCCAUGUCCAAGAAGAAGCUCAAAUGGCAGGAGGAGACUCAGAAAGCUCUGAGCAUGCCCACCUACCGAGGAGGUAACUUCAUGGACGAUUUCAACAAUAAUCUGGAUCUCCCAGUGGAAGAUGAGGAUGAGGUGCUGAGCCCCCAGGAAGAAGAGAGGAGAGCAAAGGAGGAACAAGAGGAGGUGAGGAGGCAAGCGGCAGAGGCGCAAAGAGCCAAAGUUGAGGAAGAGAAGUUGGCGGACAUUGCCUCGGACAUGCUCCUGCAAUACAUGGUCAAACAAGACAAAGGGAAGUAUUCGGAUCAGAAGAAGCCCCUGCUGUCCAACGCUGCCGAGGACAAGCGGUCAGAUGAGGAUGAGGUCAGCGAGGACGAUGACAUUGAUCCUCAGACCAUCGAUAAAUUGAUUGAGAUCUCCAGUAAGCUUCACCUCCCUGCGGAUGACGUCGUCGACAUCAUCAGCGAUGUAGAGAAGAAGAAGAAAAAGGACGCUCCCGAAACAAUUCCCUGGCAACGAUUCCAGCAACGACCUCUUGUUUCCCUGGAAACCCCAGCCGUUGACACCCAGCCUUCGGCUCCCCGUUACCCCACUCUGAAGCAGCCUCCGACAGCCAUCAACCCCCUAAAAGCUUGGUUCAAGGACAAAUCUUCAAUCAAACCUGCGAAACAAGACCAAAACCUUUGGAUCAAACCUCAGCAGAUGUCUCCACGGACCUCAUCUUCCUACAGUUACCCUACCUAUCCCUUCUACCAACAGAAGCCCUACCAAGGCUACUACCCCAUUUACUUCACCCUACCCAAGCCCAAAACCCGCUUCUAUGCGAAACCUUCCGUCUCAUUCAACAACCUCCUGUCCAAUUCCCUGUACUAUGACUUUGACUUUCCUCCCAAGAGGAGGUAUCGUCCCUGGGUGCAGCCCCGCCUGAGGAAUCCACCAGCGGCACUCAGGCGUAACCUGCUCUACCCCAACUACCUCCUCCCCCCACGCCACCGGACAUACAACCCCCUACCCGUCCCUGUUCCCGUGCCCAAACCUCGCUCUUCUCCUCUCAGGCCUCCCAUUCAGAUACAGCCUCGCCACCGGCACGGCUACUAUUACCAAGCGCCCGCAGCGCCUCUGGUGACCCGGGACCAAGAUUAUUAUGGUAUGGGGCAGCAGCAGCAGGACAGCAACGAAGACCUGGAGAACUACAUUCAGCAGGUUGUCAUGAAACCCAGGCCAAGAAUGUUUCAGUGAAGGGAGAGGAAAGAGAGUAAAAGAGGUAACAGGGAGGGAGGGAGGAAGAAAAAAAAGGAGGGAACUAUGGAUUUCCCCCCCCCCCCAUCGUUUACUUUUGGUUUUCUUUUUUCGUCUUGAUCGGACUCUUUUUAAUGUACAGUGUAACAGGAAGAGAAACAGAAAAAUUACAGUUGCCUUUAUUCUUUUUGUCUGUAUCAAGUAAAAGGGAAAUGAUUGACGCACACAUCCAUUCAUUCCCCCUCCCCGUAGGAAAGUGUCGUGAGAAAAGUAGGCAUGUUUUCCAAAAUGACAGGAGGCGGGGCACAAAACCAACCGCACAUAGAACUACAGAAUAUACAGAACUCUUCCCUGGAUCUCCCUAAGUAUGUUCUAUGUAGUGUCACCACGUCAUUCUGGAAUACUGGAACAUGACGGUGCAUUUUCAUCAUUCAGAGGACAGUAAACAUUGAAGGUGAUUAUUAAAUGGCACCCAGUUCUCUAUGUAGUGUGGUAAUUGGGCUUUGGUCAUAAGUAGUGCGCUACAUAGUGAUUAGGCUGCCAAAUGGAACAGACAGACAUUCAUGUUCACAAUCUGGAAAUCAAACAAGAGACUUGUAGUUGUCAACAAAUACACAGAUGUUCGAGUUUGGAAGCAAAGUGUGCUGUCAAAAGCGCUUCUAUUUUUAAAAAACAAGCCGUCGCUAUUGGAUAAGAGGCCCUAAUGGACACAAAGCCUUACCAAUCAGUGUUUGUUUCAUUGCAUUUACUUUAUAAUUUCUGUUGUGUCAUUGUAGAAAAUGAAACUUGCAAAAAAUAUGGAAUUGCACUUUUUCCAGAACUCACAUAUACAAGCAGUUAUUCUCAAAGACUGAGAACGACUCAUCGUAUUGCAUUGAUAUCAUUGAUGAGAAUGUUCCAAACCUUACACAGAUGCAGCCAGGGCUGUCACUAUUUAUUUAUCAACUGUGUAACUUUAUUUUCUGUCAUUCUACCAUUAUUUCCUGCCACUUUGUUUUUUUAAUUUUUACUCAAUGUUGUUUACUUAAUGACCUUUGUAUUAUUUGUGAUGUACUUGUGAUAUACUUUUUUUUUUUUACUACAAAGCAGUGCUAAAAUGUACACAUUCAUACAUUCCAAAUAUUUGUAAGACAAUGAGGUUUUAAAGAAAAGAUACUCAAAAUACUGUUUUAUAUUGCCUUAUUACUAAUUUUUCCCUCAUCUUGCUAAGAACGCUUUUGACUUUGUAAAGGGAACUGAAUUGAGUGAAGCCCUUGAAGAAUGUAACAUGGCAUUGUAAUCUAAAUUCCAUUUGAUCUCAAAUCCAUUCAGGGGAAUUAUACAGAGUUCUUCAUAAAUUGAAACAUUGUGGUCUUUUUCAGUGAAACGGAAUUGAGUUGGAAUGGAAUCUCACUUGCUACCGAUGAACUAGUGAUAUAUACAAUAUGAGAUGAGAAUAGGGUAAAAACUAAAAUUGUUUAAGGAUUUUCACUCUGUGCUGCUGUAAAGAAACCAAUGUGUCUGAGCUUUUGCCUUUAAAGGCAGCAAAGGACUAGGAUUUGCUAAGGCGAAGGGAUUUGCGAGGGGAUUAAUAUCUAAUCAUUUACAAAACGUAACUCUUUCAAUAUUUCCUUGUAAAUGAAACCAUAACAAAAUUCCCAUUUUGUCCCCCUCAUGUCUUUAACUAACCAUGAGGCAGUCUCAAAGCCGAGACAGGUCAUUGCUUCCCAAAUGACAACCUAUGAUGAAGAGUGCAAUUUGGAAAGCACCUGUUCAAUUAAACACAUCAGAGAAAAUCUCUGUGUCAUUUUCUCAAAAUAGGCCCCCUAUUGCCUGUCUAGGGUUCUUCCCUUGGCCCGUGGUCAAACUGAGUGCACUAUAUCAGGAAUAAUGUGACAUUUAAAAAUGUAACCUUAGGACAGUUUUAGUUCACUAAGCUGAGCUCAUUGCAUUUGACAUUAAAGCGUGUCCACUAGAUACAAUUAACACUGAUCAAAGGGGACAGAAUCACUUCUUUAAACCUCCUUUAAUACUCAAUACUAAAGUGAUAUACAUUCUGUAGGUAAGAGAGACAGACUGAAAGAGACAGAGAGCAAGAGAAAGAUGGUACAGAAGAUCAUGAAAGGGGGAGGGUAUACCUAAAACAUCACUUCAACCUUUAAACAGAUUAGCUUUUUGUUAUUGUGUUUUUUAGAAACAUAUUUUAUCAAGGGAGAGGGAGGGAAAAAGAAAGGGAUUGAAUGAAAGGGGGGAGAGAGAGACAAGACUGUCUACUGCACGUUUCUGUGUACCUGCAUCUAAAAUGUGUUGCUUCUCUUUGAUGAACUGAACAAGCAUUAAAAAACGUAUAAAAAAACAAAACCUAAAAGAAGUUAAAGAUAACUUUGUAGACGUACCAGAAAAAAAGCUACUUGGAGUCUUGUACAAGGAUGUUAUUCUGAUCUGUGUGCUUUAUUUCUAGAUGCACCUUGUACCUAUAUCGUAAUAAACAUGUGUAUUGCUGAUUGUAAAUAACGCAUGUAUCCAUGACGACUAGUUUUGCUACACAGAGAGAAAUCAGUAAAAUAAACUAUUUUUUAUU
Molecule: messenger RNA, 4968 nt
Organism: Esox lucius (northern pike)
Lineage: Eukaryota; Metazoa; Chordata; Actinopteri; Esociformes; Esocidae
Gene: vgf
Product: VGF nerve growth factor inducible
Exons: 2
Coding region: 261-2408 (715 amino acids)
Molecular function (GO): neuropeptide hormone activity
Source: RefSeq, a predicted model, not a curated record